ACAACUUCGAUUGUUAUUGGCGUGAUAUUAAAACUUCAAACACACACUAUGUUAUUAUACAUGAAUUGAAUGUAUUCCGGCGUAUAAAAUGCGUUGUCAAAAGCCGUAAUAUUGCAUUGAGGGCGCCAUUAUUGUAGUUCCCAUGGUGAUGAAUUAUGAAACGUGAACACAAACUUGACACUCUGUUGUUGUGUUAGCUUCCGGUUUAGCAAUAUUAGCACACAAACAUACGGGUGUAAACCUCGUGUUUCUUAUGUUUCGUGACAUGACAGCAUGACAUUAUGGAUUUGCGCCGAGAGGGAGCGGGAUCUCACAGCAAGGACGUUUCUAGGCUGAGGUUCAACAGUCUGGUGUUGAAUGAGUUGAGUGAGGAACUCGAGAAAUGCACACAGGAAACGCAAAGGCUUCAAGAGGAGGUGGAACAAGCAACCAAAGCUGCUUUGGAAAAGUUUGGCAAAUGCAAUUCAGUUGCAUCUUCCAAUGAUUCUGCCCGCCAGCAGGGUCAGAGUGCUACCAGCCGCACCAGAAAGAAGACCCAAAAAACAGCACUACACCUUCAACAUGCGCCGACACACAUACAUAAAACGAAACUGCAGCAAAUCCAGAUUGAGAGAGAAUCCACGUCUAAUCUCAGAAUGGAAGAGCUUAUUACAAGUGUUGGCCAGGAGGUGGCGAUAUUGAACCGCAAACUGGGCUCGUCUAAAAACAGCGGGGCUCGCAUCAACGCUAAGCUGGAACUUCUAAGGACAUCUUUGCAGCAGCAGCUGAUGACUUUUGACCUGAAGCAGAGUCCAGGAGGAGCGCGGGAACGAGCUCAGACGGAGGAGAUCCACCGACAAACUCAACGGUCUGUAGAACUGGAUGAUAGAGACCAGUUGGUGGCAAUCCCCACUCGUCAGCUGGAGAAGAGCAAGCAGACCAUUAACCGCCUUCACCAGGAAAAUGCUCUCUCUGAGCACCAUGGCGCCACACCGACACUCGGGCUAAAAAGCACCCGGACGCUGGAGAAAUUGGAUCAGGAGCUGACCUACCAAAAUGUCCGAAGCCAGCGCCAAGCUCAGGAGCUGGCCUUAGUCAGGAAGGAGAAGACGCAACUGGCCCGACAACUUGAAGCCAUCCGCUCCAAGGACAAGCAUUUGAGAGAGAGGAUAGACCAGCUGGAGGCCAUUUUUAACAAGAUGAGUGAGGGAUUCGCCAACUGUCAAGAUUUCAUCCAGCUGAAGGAGCAGGAGUUCCUCCGACUCCAACUCAAGCACAUCCUGGACUUGAAGUUCCAAGGUGCAAAUGGAACUCCACCUGGACUGGACUCCAUGAUCCCUGAACCCGCUGAUCCUGGUCCAAGCGAGGAGAGCCACGGGCGAAACCAUGCAGGAUCUCAUACUAACAACGCCACCCUCCGGAGGAGGUCUGUGCCGGAGAGAACGCACAGACCCGCAUUUGAAGAGGCCAAAGUAACCCGCCGGCGUACUACAUGCGGCAGCGGGACAACAGACAGUCCACAUUCGGGUCAGUUGGGGUCAAGUCUGAUGACCGCGAAAAGGAACACUUUCUACACAAGGUGGACUUCGGGUCGCGGGUCACCCGUGUACGCUCUGCUCACCUCUGAGCCAGGACACACAUGACAAGAUCAAGGUCAAAGGUCAAAAUGAACCAAAUAGGCCUCUACAAUAAAUGCAAUUUAGUCUUAUAUGGGGAAGUUCAGGUUUUUUGACAUCAGGCUUAAUCUUCGAAUUGGCGAGGGUUUAAUUAGUCGGUGGAGUUGAUUUCAACAAAUUCCAUGUAGUUUGUUAGUUAUUUGUUAGUUUCAGGGCUCCGGAGGGGCUAAGCUAGCGCGAGUCAAUUGGGCCAUCUUAGCAUGCCAAUAAAAAGUUAGAAAGUUAUUAAAACUUACCAUUGCAUGUCAAUAAUUGCAAUAUGAACAGCAACAUUUUUAAUCCAGAAGCUCUGCAGAGGAGCUGGGCGGGGUGAUAUCACAUCGGUUUUUUUUCACCCCUGAUUUUUAAGUCGUAGCCAGCAGCAAGUAACAGGUUUAUAUUGUUGUUCGUUCUUCAUAGGGAAUUUGUGGAAACUUUCCUUUGCCCAUUUCUUCUGUCCGUUUCCACAGCCUCUAAAUGCAAAUUUCGUCAUUUUGCCGGCCGUCAGUUAACUCAGCAGACUGAUGCUGCAUUCAAGGAAGGUGGGAGUUUCCAACCUCCAAUCUGGAAAAUUAUCAUUGGAACGUCUCCACUAUUUGAUCGCAUACGACUACGAGAAGGCAGGUUUGCUGGAAGUCAAAAUGUCUUUUGAAGGCCAAAAUAAAAAACAACUUGUCGCGAUCAGCCAUCCUUGCUGUUUCUAUUUGCUUGGAACGCUUUGAGGUCGCAACUGGUACCCUCUGAGCAUGAUAAGUCCGACUUCCCACCAUCCUCGAAUGCAGCGUGAGCACAAGUGGCCGAAGCACACCUCUCUAUCGUGGUAGUAUUACACAUCUAAAGAAAUAGUCCUGCAGAAUGAAAUGAAUUACGGCAGUUUGAUGUUACAUUGUUUUGGCCGCAUGGGUGUUUUGGAACAAUGAUCUGUGUUUUGAAUUUGACAAUGUUGGAUCUGUAUGUUUUUUUUUUAAUUGACAUGCUAAGUUGGCCAGAUUUACUUGCGUUAGCCGAGCCCUGAAACUAACAAAUACCUUCAAACUGAAAACUGCACAGAAUUUGUUGAAAUCAACUCCAAAAACUAAUUAAAACCGCGCUAACUCGAAGAUUAAGCCUACUGUCAAAAAUUCUGAACUUCCGCUUUGUCUUGCAGAAAUCCACACUCUCAAGCAAGAGCAUAUACACAAGUCUAAUACCAGGAAGCGAAUUAUGUACGGUAUAUUUUUGCAAACCAUAAUUUAAACUAUCAAUUCGUACAAUUUUACCAUCAUCUUUUUGUUUUUUUUUUAACUGUUGUCUGUAUGAGUGUAUAAUUUAUAUCCUCUACAUGUGAAUGAUGGGAGCUUUUUUUGUUUAUAAUUAACGUCUUAUUGCCAUCAAUGACAUCCAAACUUUUAAGACGCCGAACCAGAGUGUUUUUCCUCAGCCAGAUGUUUCUCAUCUCUUGUGUGGUCCUUUUCCUCCUCCCGAAGCGUAGGAGGUGAAUGUUUUGCGCACGUCUGCUAUCCUCCAUUUUGUAAUCAUUCCGCCUAAACAGAAUAAACU
Corythoichthys intestinalis (scribbled pipefish) is the source of this 3173-nucleotide messenger RNA. Its product is annotated as coiled-coil domain-containing protein 158-like. Lineage: Eukaryota; Metazoa; Chordata; Actinopteri; Syngnathiformes; Syngnathidae. The record is from RefSeq and is a predicted model, not a curated record. Bases 282 to 1622 code for a protein of 446 amino acids. The transcript has 16 exons.